Molecule: messenger RNA, 501 nt
Organism: Neospora caninum
Lineage: Eukaryota; Apicomplexa; Conoidasida; Eucoccidiorida; Sarcocystidae
Exons: 1
Coding region: 1-501 (166 amino acids)
Biological process (GO): proteasome assembly
Cellular component (GO): nucleus; cytoplasm
Source: RefSeq, a predicted model, not a curated record
AUGGACUACGCAGCGGCCGCGUCGGCUGUCUCGACGUCUCUGUCGGGCGGCGCAGCCUCCACAGUCGCUUUCCCCUCGCAGUUCCCCAACACGUUUCUCCACGACGGUUUCGCGCGCGCGUCGCCGCCUGCCUCUUCUGUCUCUUCUCUCUCGGUUUCUGCCUUGCCGCCGCCUGCCGGCUGCGUGCCUCAACAUCCUCUGGAGACUCAGCAGAGCGUCCAUUUGCGCGAGCGAGAGCGCACCGAGUUCCAGCACGCAGCUCGGCUGUACGGCCUGCAUGCGCCCUUGCGGCUGAAGAUGGAGAGAGAGCUGUGCGCGAUGAGUCAGCGGCUUCCCGGCCUGCCGUCUUCCCUCUGGGGCGUGCAGACUCUGAUGCGCCUCGACGAGGAAGUCGCCGCCGAGGACUUUCUGAAUCGCGAGAAACCCGACGAAGACGAACUCGCAGGUUUUGGUCCUGGCCUCGGCCUCCACGAGAAGAUCGAGAGGCGCAUGGGCAUCUAG